Molecule: messenger RNA, 483 nt
Organism: Thyridium curvatum
Lineage: Eukaryota; Fungi; Ascomycota; Sordariomycetes; Thyridiales; Thyridiaceae
Exons: 2
Coding region: 1-483 (160 amino acids)
Source: RefSeq, a predicted model, not a curated record
AUGAUCAACUAUACUGGCCAGUAUAUGGACAGUCUCAGAAGUAACUGGGUUCUUUAUGCGUCCACGGAUAUCGAGUUCCUGAAGGGCUUUUUACUCUCGGGCUGCCGCCACCUGGCUACUGUGUCACCGACCAAGGAGUUCAGCAGCCUGACAGCCCAGUACAAACUUCAACAUCUUCGAGACCUCCAGAAGGCCAUCUCGGAGAGGAGCGUAGAGUCAAGUCGUGCGGCUGUCGCGAAAGCGUUGGUCCUGGCGUCUGACGAUGUUGCGAUUCGGGACAUGGGCAUGGCAGCAAGCCAUCUGACGGGCGCUAUCAACAUCAUCAAAGCAGCGGGUGGACCAGAAGCGCUUUCCCUGAGUAACCUUGUCAAAUGCAUUCUGUUUAGUUGCGUGUACGGAAAACGAUUACUCGACUGGGACCCCAGCCAGCCGUCUCGGGAUGUUCCCCUGGGCUUCGGCAUCGAAGAUAUUAAAAGUUUCUAA